This is a messenger RNA of Syngnathus typhle (broad-nosed pipefish), 1783 nucleotides long. It is a transcript of the gene mbd3b, whose product is annotated as methyl-CpG binding domain protein 3b. The coding region runs from base 289 to 1191 and encodes 300 amino acids. The transcript has 7 exons. Gene Ontology annotation, molecular function: DNA binding. The record is from RefSeq and is a predicted model, not a curated record. Lineage: Eukaryota; Metazoa; Chordata; Actinopteri; Syngnathiformes; Syngnathidae.
GGGGAAAUCCUUGGCUCAGCUUGUGUUCUCGUUUCCCUCGCGGAUGUAGCUUUCUCACCGGGACCUGUGGCGAGUCGAGCGGGAAGAGGGUAGUGAUGUGGCCGCGACGACCGCGGCGGAGCGAUCUCCAUGAGUACAAAGAGCACGGAGACGUUUAGCUUCCCAACUAGCCCGUGCGAGCUCGCGUUCCAGGUGGCGCGGCGCAUGUUCGUGCUAUGGUCGACGCUAAGCUAACAACCAAAACAAAACAUUUUCUUUUAAGACUGCCAUUUAUACUAGUGCGCGAAAAUGGAGAAGAAAAGGUGGGAUUGCACUGCUCUCCCCAAAGGCUGGAAAAUGGAAGAAGUGACCAGAAAGUCGGGUUUGUCCGCCGGGAAAAGCGACGUCUAUUAUUUUAGCAGAGGAGACGAGCCAGAUGAGGAACAGAGGCAAGAGAGGGGGGAGGCGGGUCGGUUGUAUAGUCUGUGUCCAUCUGGCAAGAAGUUCCGAAGCAAGCCUCAGUUGGCCCGUUACCUCGGCAACCAGAUGGACCUGAGCUCAUUCGACUUCCGCACGGGGAAGAUGCUGAUGAGUAAGCUGAACAAGAACCGCCAGCGGAUGCGCUACGAUAACAACAACCAGAACAAGGGUAAACCUGACCUGAACACAUCGCUACCAGUCAGACAGACAGCCUCCAUCUUUAAGCAGCCUGUUACCAAGGUUACCAACCAUCCCAGCAAUAAAGUCAAGACAGACCCACAGAAAGCUGUGGACCAACCUCGUCAGCUAUUUUGGGAGAAGAAGCUAAGCGGUUUGAGUGCAUACGACAUCGCAGAAGAGUUGGUGAAAACCAUGGAGCUGCCAAAAGGUCUUCAAGGUGUGGGUCCAGGCUGCACAGACAAGACGCUUCUGUCGGCCAUCGCCAGCGCGCUUCACACCAGCGCCGCCCCCAUCACCGGGCAGCUAUCGGCCGCCGUCGAGAAGAACCCGGGCGUGUGGCUUAACACCACGCAGCCGCUCUGUAAGGCCUUCAUCGUCACCGAUGAGGACAUUAGGAAGCAGGAGGAGUUGGUGUACAGCGUGAGGAAACGCCUGGAGGAGGCGCUCAUGGCUGACAUGUUGGCGCACGUAGAGGAGGCGGCGGCGGCGGCCGGCGAGGGCGACGCCGUCAAGGACGAAGGCAACGUCAGCGAAGACAUGGAGAGCGUAUAACGCAGGUGCCGCCAGCCCAGACGGCAACUAUUGUCCUUUUCCCCGGUCUUCAUCAUCUUCGCAAACAUUGGACGAGCCUUUCCUGCCAUCUCCGGCCCGCCACAUGCAAGCAGAUUGAUUGAACUGCAGUGUCCGUUAUGGCCACAGGAUGGCAGCAACAUGUGAAAUUCUCCCCAAACCCAAAACAAGAAGAGACAUAAUCCAGAACUUUUUUUUUUUGGUCACACAUUCACACCGUUGUAUGCGAGAAUCGAACUCACGGUGUCGGCACACAAGACAGGAAAGUGUACCCCUACACUUUUCACAGAAAUGUGCCAAUGUUGGAUAAAAUGAACAUUUUUCCUCAAGCCAUUCAUUUUUCUUUUUUGACAAUCCUGUCAAAGAAAUAUUUGGGUGCUUACUCAUUUUUUUAAAUGGAUGUGAAGGUCAAAAAUAUUUUGCAUCUUAAAUUUUAAGCAUUCACUCUGUGCACCACAGAAUGAGGUACUGGUUACUGGUGGUACGUGGCCCGUAUACCUUCUGUUCAUUAUAUAUUUAAUUCUGAAACACUAAUAAAAAAAUGUGGUCAAACUUUUUAAAAAAAUAUACUAUA